Molecule: messenger RNA, 3883 nt
Organism: Quercus lobata
Lineage: Eukaryota; Viridiplantae; Streptophyta; Magnoliopsida; Fagales; Fagaceae
Product: Pentatricopeptide repeat (PPR) superfamily protein
Exons: 1
Coding region: 33-2714 (893 amino acids)
Biological process (GO): RNA modification
Molecular function (GO): protein binding; RNA binding
Source: RefSeq, a predicted model, not a curated record
UAGAGGUUCUCCGCUCUGUGGCCGAGAGAGCUAUGACAGUAAAUAAUGUACUAUUGCUACUACGUAGACAAUACCAUGCACUCGCAACAGUAGCCUCUGAAAUCCAAACUAUACCCUCCAACAGUUCAAAAAAUUACACCCACUACCUUCGCCUCCUCUCAUCAUGCAAAGACCUUGAGUCACUGCUUCAAGUCCAUAGCCAUUUGAUAGUUUCAGGCCUCAAAGAAGACCAUUCCACACUCACCCAUCUCAUUAAUUCUUACUCUUUGUUUCACAAAUGUGAUUUGGCUCGCUCUGUUUUUGAAUUCACGUCAAACCCACGUGUUACUUUGUGGAAUUCAAUGAUUAGAGCUUAUACGAGGUCAAAACAAUACAAAGAAGCUCUAAAUAUGUAUCAUUUUAUGUUAGAGAAAGGGUGUGAGCCUGAUAAGUAUACAUUCACGUUUGUUUUAAAAGCUUGUACUGGUGCUCUUGACUUGCAAAAGGGUGUUCUUGUUCACCGUGAAAUAGCCUGUAGGAGACUGGAAUGUGAUGUGUUUAUAGGGACUGGUCUUGUUGAUAUGUAUUGUAAAAUGGGUGAUUUAAGAAGUGCACGUGAGGUGUUUGAUUGUUUGCCUAAAAAGGAUGUUGUGGCUUGGAAUACAAUGAUUGCGGGGUUGUCACAAAGUGAGGAUCCUCAUGAGGCGUUGGGGUUAUUUUGGAGUAUGCAGUUGGGAGGAGUGAAGCCGGAUUCAGUGAGCUUGUUGAACUUGGUUCCAGCUAUUUCGAGAUUAGCUGAUAUUGAUUCUUGUAAGUCUAUUCAUGGAUAUGUGGUUAGGAGGGAUUUUCAGGCUGCGAUUUCAAAUGGGUUGAUUGAUAUGUACUCUAAGUGUGGCGAUGUGAAUGCUGCUCGACGGGUUUUUGAUCACAUGUGGGGACGAGAUGGUGUGUCGUGGAAGACAAUGGUGGCAGGGUAUGUGUUUAAUAGAUGUUUCUUUGAGGUUUUGAAGUUAUUUGAUAGAAUGAAAGUGGAGAAUUCUAAGAUAAAUAAGACUUCUGCUGUAAGUGCUCUAUUGGCAGCAGCAGAAAUGAGAGAUUUAGAGAAAGGAAAGGAGAUCCAUGAGUGUGCAAUACGAGAAGGGAUUGAUUCAGAUGUUUUGGUUGCUACUCCUAUCAUGACCAUGUAUAUAAAAUGUGGAGAAUUAGAAAAGGCCAAGAAAUUGUUUAAGGGACUUAUGGAAAGAGAUCUGAUUGCUUGGGCUGCUUUUAUAUCUGCUCUUGUCCAAUCUGGAUAUCCUGAAGAAGCAUUGUCUAUAUUUCGAGAUAUGCAGAAUCACAAUCUGAAACCAGAUAAAACAACUCUGAUGAGUAUCCUUCCUGCAUGUGCAGAUUUAUUGGCUAUAAGAUUAGGUAAAAGCGUGCACUGCUAUGCUAUUAAGUCUGACUUUGAUUUUGAUAUUUCAACAGGAACAGCUCUAGUAUUCAUGUAUUCUAAAUGGGGAUUAUUUACUUGGGCAGUGAAUGUUUUCAAUAGACUUCCAUGUAAAGAUGUUGUGACAUGGAAUAUUUUAAUAAAUGGCUAUGUACAGUUUGGUGAUCCAUACCAUGCAAUGGAAUUCUUCCAUGAAUUACAGCUAUCUAAAAUACAUCCAGACACAGGAACAAUGGUGGGUUUGCUUCAUGCUUGUUCCCUGUUAAACGGCCUACACCAAGGCACCAGCAUUCAUGGUCAAAUUAUGAGAAGUGGAUUUGAAUCUGACUGUCCUGUAAGGAAUGCUCUCAUUGACAUGUAUGCAAAAUGUGGAAGCCUUUCCUCAGCUGAAUUAUUAUUCUACAAAACAGAGUUUGCAAAGGAUGAAGUAUCUUGGAAUGUGAUAAUUGCAGGAUACAUGCAGAAUGCUCAUGCAAAGAAAGCCAUAUCCACCUUUUACCACAUGAUAAUGGAGAACUUUCAGCCCAAUUUGGUCACAUUUGUGAAUGUCCUUCCAGCAGUGGCAUCUUUGGCAGCCUUACGAGAAGGCAUGGCUUUUCAUGCUUACAUUAUCCGGAUGGGAUUUCUGUCUAAUACACUUGUUGGGAAUAGUCUUAUUGAUAUGUAUGCUAAAUGUGGGCAGCUCAAUUAUUCAGAGAAUUUCUUUAAUGAGAUGGAAAACAAAAACACAGUUUCAUGGAAUGCAAUGCUUACAGGGUAUGCAGUUCAUGGGCAAGGCAACAAUGCCAUUGCACUUUUCUCACUCAUGCAAGAGAGCCAUGUCCAGGUUGACUCUGUGUCUUUCAUCAAUGUUUUGUCAGCUUGUAGACAUGCAGGUUUAAUAGAAGAAGGAAGGAAAAUUUUUGAGUCCAUGUUUGAAAAACACCAUUUCGAACCAGAGUUGGAACACUAUGCUUGCAUGGUAGACCUUCUGGGUCGUGCUGGUCUGUUUGAUGAAACUUUGAUUUUGAUAAAAACAAUGCCAAUGAAACCUGAUGCUGGAGUUUGGGGAGCAUUAUUGGGUGCUUGUAAAAUGUACUCUAAUAUCAAGUUAGGAGAAAUUGCGCUGCAACAUCUUGUUAAACUUGAACCUGAAAAUGCAACAAAUUAUGUAGUUUUAUCGAGUUUGUUUGCUGAAUCUGGUAAUUGGGGCGAUGAGGGCAGCAUAAGGUCAAGGAUGCCUGAAUCUGGGUUGAAGAAAACUCCAGGAUUUAGUUGGGUUGAGGUCGAAAACAGGUUCCAUGCAUGCAUUCAGAGUCGGUGACCCAAGGAAUUUUUUUAAGAUUGUGGACCAGAAGCUUAGUUGGUUUCUUCAGAAUAGAUCUGGCCACUCGGCUUCUGGAGCAAAAAAGAAGCUGAGAUUUGGUAUGCAAGCCAAGAAAUGAGGGCGGUAUGGGAUUGAGGAGAUUAGAGGAGUGGACUAAGGCAGGCUCCGUCCGGCUUGUAUGGGUUCACUUGAAUCUUCUCAAAUGAAGAAGUCUUUGGAUGGUCAAAAUUCAUCAAGACUGCAGCUGGUCUUGGAGGAAGAUUUUGAAUCUAAGAUAAAUUACUAGGCCAUUCAUUAAGUUCAUGGUAGGUCAGGUGAAACUGUCUCCCUAACCUAUGGCAUGACUGUCGACACUCCAAUGACACUUUGCUCCUCCAAUAUGGUUAUCAGGUAGUAUAUGAUGCAGCAAGUUCCUAUGAAGCAAAAUUAUCUAGUGUCUUACGGAUGUUAACUGGUUUUGGCACCCUGCUAGAUCAGAGGACCUGGUGGUGGUGGUGGGUAUUCAAAGCAAGUUGAGAUUGAUGGAGAUUGGGAGAUGGACUGCUGGAAGCUACUAUAAUUCUUUAAAACAAUUCCCAGACUUGCUUUGAUUGGCUUGUUAACUAUUCAUAUUUGGCUCACAACUAAGGAUUGAUUGAUAAGCUAGGACAUUGCUAUGGACACUCACUUGUUUUUCCAGUGUUCUUUUCUGAAAAGGAUUCAGGGAACAUUGAUUACAUUGUGUCUAAUCAAAAAUCCUAAAUAUCAUUGGGAGGAUGUUAUGUGCUGGAGUGAAUCAAAAGUAUGAAGUCCCUUCUUCUACGCAGACUCUCAUUGUGGUCUACAGUUUACCACAUAGAGGAAUGCAAUUAACUCUGAAAAAGGCAUUGCGAGGAAAAUUAAAUGGGAGAUCAAAAAUAGAAUAGAAUGUGGUGGAAAAUUUUGUAAUCUGUAGAAUAAUUUAUAGCACUCUUUGUGGCAUUUGGGAUAUUUCUUUUCUCUGUUUUUUUUUUUUUUGGCUAAUCGAUACCUUUGGAUUAUUUGUGUUUUUGUUAUUAGGAGUACAUCUGUAACUGGUGUCUUGGUAAGGAGGCGAGAGUUUGUAAGUUGAGUUCUAUUGUUGGUGUAGCUGUUUUGUGUUGUUAAUGAACUAUUUUGACCUGUGUUUCAGAUCCUUAAAAUGAAGA